AGACUACUUAAUUCUAUGCUUGACCGGACUAAUUCAGGAAAAAGUCUGAAGCAUUGUACAGAAAGUGGAGGUGGUAAGUUUCUCGGAUCAAAGACGACCGAGACACAAUCAAACAGCACAUAUCAGUUGGCCACCAUGGCCCACACAAGGACGUUAUGGCUAUCAGUACCUCUGCUCGCUGUCCUGACCGGAGUUGUGGCUGCCCUUGACUGCGCACCCCAGUGCCGAUGUUUUGGUACCACCGCCGACUGCAGUCACGGAAUCCUUACGCAGUUCCCGCGGAAUCAACUCAUACCUUCUUCAACAGAAAUUUUUCUGUUGAAUGAUAAUCAGAUUUCAGAGGUGAGACGUGAUCCAGCGCUUCCCAACCUGCUGGAACUGAACCUGGAAGAUAACUCCAUCACUAGCAUAGCACGCCCCGGAUCCCCGUUCAGUCGCCGGCCCAACCUUCAGGUUCUCCGGUUAGGAGGGAACGCGAUCUCUACUGUACCCGCUUCGGCUUUCGAUGGGCUGAGCCAACUUGUGAGACUUGUUCUAAAUAGAAAUGUCAUCGAAACAAUAACUGCGUUUGGAAGUAAUUCCUUCGUUGGCAGCCUGAAGAUGCUCGACUUACAGGACAACAAGCUCACCUCCAUCGGCAUCGGGACGUUCACAGAAGUCUCGCUUCUUACGGAGCUCAACCUCUCGUCUAAUAACAUCUCAACAAUAGAAGAUGGGAGCUUCAGUCAUCUCAAGGAGCUGCGUGUUCUGUACCUGCAUUCAAAUCAUAUCGGCGUGUUGAACAGUGGAACCUUCCUGGGGAUACCAGCCUUAACUCGUCUGACUUUGAGUGAUAACACGAUCCAGAAUCUCCCUGGCAUGUCCUUCAUCGGAACCCCAAACCUGGAGUUUCUGGACCUGUCAUCUAAUGACAUCUCCACAAUCACACAGACGGCGUUCUCUGGACUGUACAAUCUUACCACAUUGCUCCUAGACAGGAACAACAUCAGCUCUAUCGAAGAUGAAGCGUUUGGUGACCUGGUCAAGCUGCAGUCAUUGACCCUGAGGAACAAUAUACUACAGAACAUGUCGGCAUCGACAUUCACGUCUACGGACCUAUGGGAGCUGGACCUGGCUGAGAACAGUCUCGCGGCUGUUCGGAGGGAGGAUUUCGCCAGGCUGACAAAACUGAAGUAUCUUCAUCUACAUGCUAACAGGAUCACAAGUGUGGAGAACGGUUCGUUUGCCAACCUUGCCAACCUUCUUUUCUUGGAAAUAUUCGGGAACCUUCUGACUAGUGUUUCAGCUGCAACAUUUGAAGGUCUGGUGUCUGUGGAACAGAUAGCCAUGGGAGGUAGUAACCCUAUACAAAGUUUUCCUGACGACACGUUCUGGCACCUUCCGAAUCUCGCUCACUUAGGCCUACUCGGCCUCCCACUCGUGAGCAUCAGUGACGCUGUGCUGUCACCCCUACAAAGCUUAAAAAGUAUCGCGUUGUCAGGUUCCAGGUUGACGUCUGUGCCAGCUCUGCCCGUUUCCUUGGAGUCACUGACCAUAUUCAACAAUGACCAGUCGUUGACGGAAAUCCGCUUGGGAGACAUCACAACGCUUCCCCGAUCAGCGACAGGACAUCACCUUCCACUCCCCAACCUGACUUACUUGCGCCUGUCGAAUUCUGGGAUUCAGAAGAUUCAUCCAUUUGCUUUCGCGACAUUGCCGGCUCUCAGAACUCUAGAUCUGUCCAGGAAUAAUUUUCAAAGCAUUUCGUCAGUCGCUUCAGACGCAUUCGGUAACCUGACGUCUCUGCUUAGUCUGAACAUUGACAGAGUGACGACCUGGUCACCGCGAGUGUUUCGGCAUCUCCCGUGCCUCCGAACGGUAACCAUGGGAACAAGGUUCACCUGCGACUGUGACGUGCUCGAUCUCGGGAAAUGGAUUGACAAAACUGCCGUGAACGUCAACCCAAGUUCUCCAACCUGCUUCCUUCCAGUGUCCUUGAGAAGACGUUCUCUGGAAACCCUAGGCGAAGAGGACGUAGGGGGGACGUGCCCGAUAACAACUGUUCCACCCGCAUCACAAGGCGCGGUGGAGAUCUGCCCAACACCCUCCCCAACACCGCCAAUGACAACUCCUUCCCAAGGUUCUCCCUCUGUGGCAAAUCCACAGUCGUCAGAAACACCCGCGCCGUCCUCUACAGUAGGCCAAACAGAAACCUGUAUUGGCCCAAGAGACGUUGAGGUACAGAACGUAAAAGACUCUAGUGCUGAGGUCGCGUGGACAUACGGAGGUAGUCCAGAUCUGCUGUCAGGAUUUGCAAUUCAGUACAAACCUAUCAAAGAGAAGUCGUGGAAGACAACACCACAGGUUCAUUCGACCAGCCGUUCUUACCCCAUACUGGAACUUCUCCCUGACACGUCCUACAUAACCUGCGUGACUGUUUUCUGUAAUAAUAUUAAGCUCGUGGUACCAGAAGUAGACCACUGUGAGCACUUCAUCACGGGGGGCUUGCCACAAGCAGCAAUUGUGGGCCUGGCCGUGGGAGUGCCCCUGUUGCUCAUCAUCCUGGUAAUGGCGGCCGUCUUGUGCCUAAAGAGGAAAGGCCACUCAUCUGCCGAACACGUGGAACGCAGGCCAGAUCAACAGCAACAACAGGAAGCGCCUGCCGACUCAGCUGAGGGUGAUAUCACAAACGAUCCUCCUUACAACAUAAUCAACGACGAUCAACAUUCAACUCCGGAAAACCCGUACCAUAACCCUGACUCCCUGCAGCUGACAGAACAAGGAGCCGGCAGAAUCAGUAAUCCUUAUCUUGAGCUUUCAAAAGUUAUGUAGCGUAUACAUACAUUUUAUCAUUGUCGUCAAGAUAGUGCAUAACUACAUAGAUGAAUAAAUCGUGUAAAUAUAAGGUGCUAAGCAGGGCUUUGAAUUAUUCUUGAAACAAAUCAUAUAUAUGAAAAGAAAUCAACCUUGAAAACAAUUUGUUGACUAUAUCUAUCUGAAACUUCAUAAGACAAUAGUGUCUUCUCACAGGGUAAGGUGAAAGAGCGGUAUAUGUAUAUGAACCCGUAUAUGUACACCAGUACACCCCCUUGUGCGGCCCCACCAAAUCAACAUGCACCGAAAAGUCGCCCCCCUGGCGUAAUGCUCUGGAAUCCCAGAUUCUAGAUACUCUAGGGACCAAACUUCAUACACCUGGUGAGUUUUAUAGUGUAGUGUCUCUUACAGACUUUUCAACCUCUCCCACUGCACCAUCGAUCUGAUAUGUUUGCGCCGUGCAGUGAGAGAUGGCUGCUCUGCACCCGGUCUGCCAAUCGGGAUGUCGGGCCCCAUCCUCACUUCACCCCACAACCAUGUCAGGUUGUUGCAGUGGUGGGAGGGUGGACUAGUCUGUCAGGGACUUGUGUCUCCUGUCUGUGUGAUGGGGUCUUGUACUGAACUGGAACUAACCCAGCUGUGGUGGAACUGUACUGUGUGGUCUGGUGUAGUUUGAGUGGGAUUAUCUCAUGUGAACCAUCUAUGACAGACUGUAUCAUGUAACACUGAGUAGGACUGGUGUGUGGAGAAACUUACACAUGAGGUGGUCUCUAGUAGGACUUGUGGAGGUGGGAGUGUCCAGUUCCUGUACAAGUCUGAAGACUUGUCCACUUCCUGUUACACUUACUGUAGGGGUGUGUCCAACCUAGCACUAUAUCUAAUACUAUACAACAGUUGUAGUUUAUACACCUAUGUUGGCAUGUGAGAGUAAUAUGCUUCAUAUCACACAUAAAGUGGACUUAUGUAGAGGAAAUUCUUGACAUCAUGCUACUGGACAUGUAAAUGUAGUACAUUGUAUUCUUAGUAUCAUACACCAUCUGCACCACCAGGAUUUUCAAUUCAAACUUGUUGAGCAAUAUGACAAAGUAAUUAAUGACUUCAACAAAGUCUAAGGGUGACAUGGCUGCACGGGAAAAUUUGUUAAAUAGAUAUCAUACCACAUCACAAAACAUGUAUCUUCAUUACCAAAUAAUUUGUAUCAUAAACUCCAGCAGCGUUACUUGUUUCAAUGUAAUGUCUUUCCACCAUGUUAAGCCAUGUGGUGUACUUCACGUUUCUUGUUUAUUCUAUUACAAGGUUUUUUCUUACUCACAAUAUAGCUAAUAUCUGUGCAGUCCAUAUUGUAUCAUAUGCAGUGGUGUACAUAUUUGAAUGGGGUACAUAAAAAAAUCAAUGUCUGUACCAGUUGACAUUUUUAAGGCAAAUUUUACACUGCUGAUAAAUACAGCUAAGUGGAAUAUAUUCUGGCUUAGUCUCCCUUCUGUCAGAACCAUGUAUAAACUUGGCAGCAGAAACAACACUGGCACUCAUUGAGAAAUACACUCACACAAAUGAGUUUGAUAUAGGUUCCUUUUCCUGGUGAUAAAUUAUACACUAAUACUGGUGCCCCUGUCCCUGACUGACAAGUGCCUCUGUCCUUAGUGCUGAAUGACAAAUCGAGAAAACUGAUGCCCCUGUCCUUGGUGCUGAAUGACACAUCAACAUGACUGGUGCCCCUGAAUGACAAACAAGACUGGUGGCAAUGUUCCUCGUGCUGAAUAACACAUCAACACAACAAGACUUGUGUCUCUGUCCUUGGUGCUGAAUGAGACACCAACAAGACUGGUGGCUCUUCUCGUGCAAAAGUUGUGCCAAAACACAUUAACAAGACGUGUAACUCUUCCUAGUGCUGAAUGACACAUCAAUAAGAUGUGUGACUCUGCUCAUGAAGAAAACAACAAGCCUGGUGCCCCUAGUUCCCUGAGACACCAGCAAGACAUGAGGCCCUAAUGACACAUCAGCAAGACAUGCAGACCUGUCCUUAAAUGACAGUCAACAAGACUUGCAGGCCUGAAUGACACAUAACAAGGCAUGAGCCCAUUUCUGAAUGACACACCAAGACAUUAGACCCUGUCCCGUGUGCUGAAUUACACACUAAGACAUUAGAACCAUGACCGCGAAGCACAGUGGUAUUGUGUUCGGCCCAUGACCGAGAGGUUGCAGGUUCGAAUCCAGCUGUGUGUCACCGAUCUUGUGCCCCUGGGAAAGGCACUUUACACG
Messenger RNA from Branchiostoma floridae (Florida lancelet), 5052 nucleotides. Its product is annotated as podocan-like. The record is from RefSeq and is a predicted model, not a curated record. The transcript is spliced from 12 exons. NCBI's taxonomy places the organism in Eukaryota, Metazoa, Chordata, Leptocardii, Amphioxiformes, Branchiostomatidae. The coding region runs from base 16 to 2811 and encodes 931 amino acids. Gene Ontology annotation, molecular function: protein binding.